UUCCUGCAUAUAUAGAUGGAGGUGGAAGGAGCCCGUCGAAUAGUGACUAGCAUUUCCUUUGCUGUACUUGUUGCAUUUAUCUUACCGACAGUUUGCGUACACGGACUUUCUAACUGCCACUAACUAUGGUACUCAUAAUCGAGCAAACCUGCUCGCUUGUUCAUUUGACGUCGCCGUCAUCUUGAACCUGCUGCAUGUCUAACCUGUAUUCAUAUGUGAGGGUCGACCGCCCUGCUCCCAAAUGUUUGGCUACCUCACAGGAUAUUCGUGACCGUGGGUCUGCGUUCGUGGGCAGCGUGUAUCGCGCUGGUACACCUGAAGAAGCUAAAGCUGCAAUCUUCCAUCACCGAAACGUCGUUCACGCUGGAAAGAAGGCCUACGAGAUAUCUGCGUGGAGAUGCAUGAUGCUGAAACAUGGCAAGUCAGGGCUCGGAGGUCCUGAUGACUUCGAGGUUCAAGCAGGAUAUGAUGACGACGGGGAACAAUGGGCUGGGAGCAAAGUGUCGAGGGUCAUGCAACACGAGGGUGUACUUGAUGCUGUUGUCAUCGUUAGUCGAUGGUUCGGCGGGACCCUUCUAGGACCAGCUCGAUUCACUCACAUCGAGACUUGCGCCAGUGAAGUAUGUCGUACAUUCAAACGAGUCGAAGAGAUGGACGAAUGCAUUUCAACGCUUACAAGGCUCGACGAUAUGUUGGCAAGUCUGCGGCAAGAGUUAAGCGACCUGACUCAGAAUACUGAAUCGGCAACGAGCGGAAGCACCUCGGCCUCAGACGAGAUCCAUAAUGCAGAAGGAAGGGGAAGCAGACAGCCCGAUUACACAGCCGUGCAGAGGGAUCUUGACAUCACAAAAGCGAGAAGACUCGUCGGUGCCAGAGAAAGUGCAGUCAAAAGUGUCAAGUCUUUGUUAUCGAAAAAGAGAACAACUUUGGCGAGUGCUGAGCGCUGAGGCUGAAGGGUAGCACAAUUAUGCGCAAGAGAGUUGUCACGGUCAGGAAGAAUGCUCUCACAUAGUAAUACGAGUAGUAAUAAUCUAGCAGAACAAAUUUCGAACUACAAAGGUAUUUGCAUACAGAAUAUGCAUACAAAAAAUCAGGGAGGGCAUACUAGAGGUGGGAUUGUUUCUGCUAGUCGAGGGCAAGUAACCCCCUAGUGUUUGCGAAACAUGUAUUGAUAAAUUGCUGCAUAAUGGUGCUGGGUGUGGAGUGAAGCUGGGUGUGGGGAGAACAUGAAACAGCAUAGUGAGGUGCGUCAAAAUCGACAGGGACGGUACGAACUUUCGGACCGAGGUCGUUGGGCAUGUGUUGAAUUUUAGAAAUAAAUCGUGCCAAGUGGAUCUGGCUUGUGAAAGAAAAC
This is a messenger RNA of Suillus plorans, 1354 nucleotides long. RefSeq names its product ribosomal protein S5 domain 2-type protein. Lineage: Eukaryota; Fungi; Basidiomycota; Agaricomycetes; Boletales; Suillaceae. The transcript has 2 exons. The record is from RefSeq and is a predicted model, not a curated record. The coding region runs from base 195 to 947 and encodes 250 amino acids. Gene Ontology annotation, biological process: regulation of translational initiation. Gene Ontology annotation, cellular component: cytoplasm.